Racocetra persica is the source of this 229-nucleotide messenger RNA. Lineage: Eukaryota; Fungi; Glomeromycota; Glomeromycetes; Diversisporales; Gigasporaceae. The record is from the annotation of a GenBank genome assembly.
AUGAAAAUCAUUGAUCUUGAAGUUGACAAUUAUGAAAAUGAAGAUCGAAUCGGAAAUGAUAAGAAGAAAGAAUCAAUAAUAGGAUAUUUAAGAACGGAGCGACAUAAACCAGUUGAACAUGAAGUUCUUGGUUAUACUGGUGAGGCUUUUGAUGCCAUAGAGGACUUCACCAAAAGUCCAGUUGAAAGUAAAGAUCUCAGUGCUGAUCAAACUGAAGAUGAUGUUGAAG